UCCUUACCCGUAUGCACAAUUUUUCUUUGAGUAAAUCCGAGUGAACACUUGCACUUAAACAGAGCUCAAAAUGAAGUCAUGGGUGAGAUGGUUGGUUGUUGUAUGUUGGCAUACGUUGCUGUUUCACUUCUCAUUCUCCCAUUCCUUAUGUCAUACUCACGAUAAAAUUGCCUUGCUCCAAUUCAAAACCUCUCUCAAUUAUUCUCAUAGUGGUAAUGUUGAUACAAAGAUAGGAACUUGGGAAAAUGGAACAGAUUGUUGCUCAUGGGUUGGGGUUACUUGCCAUCCCAUCUCUGGUCGCGUCAUAGGUAUUGAUGUCUCCUCCAGUGGCCUUUUCGGUGCAAUCCUUUCCAAUAAUACUCUUUUUCAUCUUUCUCAUCUCCAAUCACUUAAUCUUGCUUCCAAUUUUUUCUUCAACUUUCAACUUUCAUCCCUCUUUGAUGGGUUGGUGAGCCUUAAACGUCUAAAUUUGUCAAAUUCUUUCUUUAUAGGUGAAAUUCCUUCUCAAAUCUCACAACUUUCCAAAUUAGAAUCACUUGAUCUCUCUAAUAAUAUGUUAACAUGGAAAGAAAGCAGUUGGAAGAAGUUCCUCCAAAAUGUAACAUUUUUAAGGGAGCUUAUUUUGGAUCAUGUAGACAUGACUUUGAGUUCGAUGAGUUCGCUCAAUCUGUCUACCUCUUUGGUUAGUCUUAGUCUCGAAAGCACCAGUAUUCAAGGAAACUUGAAAAGUGACAUUUUAUGCUUACCAAAACUUGAACAAUUGCACUUAUCAGAUAAUAGUUACAGUCUCAAUGGCCAGCAUCUUCCCAGUUUGAGUUGCAGUGGUGCUUCUCUAACUCUAUUGGAUCUUUCAUCUAAUCAUUUUGAGGGCUCAAUCCCUGUCUCUUUCUCCAACCUCACGCAUCUUACUUUCCUUGAUCUCUCAUAUAACAUCUAUCUCAACGGUUCAAUUCCCUCCUCCCUCUUAACCUUUCCGAGUUUAACUCUCUUGGAUCUUCAAUUGAAUCAAUUCAGUGGCCAAAUCCCAAAUGUCUUUCCCCAAUCAAACAGUUUUGAAAAACUAGAUUUGAGUCAUAACAAUAUUGAAGGUGAGCUACCAUCAACACUUUCAAAUCUCCAACAUCUCAUUUUCUUGGAUCUUUCAAAAAAUAAAUUUAGUGGUCAAAUUUCAUCCUCAAUUUCAAAUCUUCAACAACUUAUUCACUUGGAUCUUUCAUAUAAUGAAUUUAAAGGCCAAAUUCCAUCCUCACUUUCAAAUCUUCAACAUCUUGUUAUCUUGGAUCUUUCGGAGAAUGAAUUUAGUGGCCAAAUUCCAUCCUCAAUUUCAAAUUUUCAUAAUCUCACUACUUUGAUACUUGCUAAGAAUGAACUUAGAGGUCAAAUUCCUUCCUCACUUUUAAAUCUUCAACACCUCAUUUUCUUGAAUCUAGCAUAUAAUAGAUUGGAGGGCCCUCUACCCAACAAAAUCACAGGGCUUCCAAACCUAACUGACUUACACUUGAAUGACAACUUACUAAAUGGGACAAUUCCUGUUUGGUGUUUAUCUUUACCGUCUUUGCUUGAAUUGGAUCUGUCAGAUAAUCGGUUCACAGGACAUAUAAGUGCAAUCUCGUCACAAUCCUUGAAGUCUUUGUAUUUGUGCAACAACAAGCUACAAGGCAGCAUUCCACCAUCAAUUUUUUCCCUUGUAAACCUAACUGGAUUGUGUUUAUCAUCAAACAACUUCAGUGGCCUUCAUAACUGUUCAUUCUUCACCGACGACAAUUACAAAUUCCCUCACUUGGAUAGAUUGUAUUUAUCUUCUAUGGGUUUAGCCGAAUUUCCAAAAUUAUCAGGAAAAGUCCCAAUGUUGGCACAACUUGAUCUAUCCAACAACAAAUUGAAUGGAACACUGCCCGAAUGGUUGCAGGAAAUGAAUUCACUACUACUUCUGAACUUAUCCCAGAACAUGUUGAUUGAUCCAAUGAACCAACUCUCGAGGAAUUCCGGUCUCUUAAUCCUUGAUCUCAGUUUCAAUUUACUCACUGGCGGCAUAUCUUCCUCAAUUUGUAAUGUAAGUUCACUUCUUGCUCUCAUUUUGUCCCACAAUAAGUUGACAGGUGGCAUUCCACCAUGUCUUACAAACUUGAAAUUCCUUGCGGUUUUGGAUCUACAAAGGAAUAAGCUAAAUGGCACUUUACCAAGUAACUUCUCAAUGGAUAGUGGGCUUGGUGUUUUGAAUCUCAAUGACAACCAAUUGGAAGGUAUUUUGCCAAAAUCUUUGUCUAAUUGCUCACAUCUAGAGAUCUUGAAUCUUGGCAACAAUCAAAUUGAGGAUAAAUUUCCCUAUUGGCUUCAAACUCUACCAAUGUUAGCAGUGCUAGUAUUGCGAGUCAACAAAUUUUAUGGUCCCAUUCCAAGUUUAGAGAAAAAUCAUGGAUUUUCAAGUUUAUUAAUUUUUGAUAUCUCAUCCAACUACUUCAGUGGUCCAAUACCAAAAACCUAUCUGCAAAAUUUUCAAGCCAUGAAGAAUGUUACUCAAUAUACACUCAAUGAGCUAUACAUGAAUCAAUGGCUUCAAGAAUUUGUAAGUGUAACAACAAAAGCGAUAAGUAUGACAUUUAACAAAAUUCCAAAAAACUUUGUAAUCAUUGACUUAUCCCGAAACAAAUUUGAAGGAGAGAUUCCAUAUGUAAUUGGAGAGCUACGUGCUCUUAAAGGACUCAACUUUUCACAUAACAGGCUUGGUGGUCUUAUUCCCAAAUCCAUUGGAAAUUUGACAAACUUGGAAUCAUUAGACCUCUCCUCAAAUAUGUUCACCGGUAGGAUUCCUAUAGAAUUAGCCAAUAUGAACUUCCUUGGAGUCCUGAAUCUUUCCUGUAACAAUCUUGUGGGAGAAAUACCUCAAGGAAAACAUUUGGACACUUUUUCAAAUGACUCCUACUUAGGAAACUCGGGAUUAUGUGGGUUCCCAUUAUCAAUGAAGUGCAACAACACUGAACAAAAAUCUCCAUCUUCAAAUUUUCGAGGAAAAGAGAGAUUUGGAUUUGGAUGGGAACCAGUGGUUAUAGGAUAUGGAUGUGGAAUGCUAUUUGGAAUUGGCUUGGGAUUUUUGUACUGUAGGAAAGCUUGAAUGAAUUGUUAAUAUGGUUAGAGGUGCUGAAAAAUAACUCAUGAAAACUGCAACAGAAUAAAUGAGUGGAUAAGUGGCUUGACUGAAGAAUGUUUCAUGCACUUGUUCUUGUUCAAUUUCAAUUCUGUUGGAAAACAAUUGUAAAUCAAGAAUCUCAUUACAUAGUGAACGUUCUACUUUUUCUCA
Molecule: messenger RNA, 3298 nt
Organism: Vigna angularis (adzuki bean)
Lineage: Eukaryota; Viridiplantae; Streptophyta; Magnoliopsida; Fabales; Fabaceae
Product: receptor-like protein 9DC3
Exons: 1
Coding region: 71-3112 (1013 amino acids)
Molecular function (GO): receptor serine/threonine kinase binding
Source: RefSeq, a predicted model, not a curated record